Molecule: messenger RNA, 1540 nt
Organism: Nylanderia fulva
Lineage: Eukaryota; Metazoa; Arthropoda; Insecta; Hymenoptera; Formicidae
Biological process (GO): regulation of transcription by RNA polymerase II
Cellular component (GO): nucleus
Molecular function (GO): DNA-binding transcription factor activity; RNA polymerase II cis-regulatory region sequence-specific DNA binding
Source: RefSeq, a predicted model, not a curated record
UCAUGCUUGCUCGUGUUCUACAUCAGUUGCGAGAGCGACGUUGGUGUGGCGCACAAGUCUCGAGAUGGCAACGAGUUGCAUUCUCUGCGAGCAACGCUCCGAAAACGCGCACGACAUAUCGUUCCACACUUUUCCUGAGAACGAGGAUCAUCGGAAGAGAUGGCUGGACGCGAUUGGCAAAACUAAUGCAGAAGUGCCUGCUAAAUCAUCAUUGUGUUCGCGUCAUUUCUCGCAAAAUUGUUUCAUAAAUUCAAGUCUAAUAGAUAACGCUGUUCCGACUUUGCAAUUGGAGCCAUAUUGUUCAACGGAAGAAGACCGACCGCAAGAAAACUCGGAAACCGAAUUAUUCAUGCCAAUCUCAAGACCGACUAUUACAAAAGGACGGCGUAUUCACAUGUUGUCGGAUGAGGAGAUGAAGAAUACGCAGCCGAUCAAGUACGUGCGCUUUCUCAAGAGCGUCAACUGGGACGAGAUCUCCAAGGUGCCAGCGGAAGCAAAGAUCGUCUGGGAGGUGGCGAUGGAGGAGUUGAAGGAGGACAACGAAAAGAUAAAGCAUCUGCAAGCGCAUGUUCGCCAACUCAACGCGACUAUUUUAAAACUGAAGAACGCGCUGAAAACGCGAAACAAGAGGAAAACCAAAAGAUCUCAUUAAUUUAUAGACUUACAAAUAUCAUUUACACCGUAUUUGUACAUACAUUUUUUUAACUCGAUAAAUGUCCCGAGGUUCCUGUAGUUUUAAAAUUCUUCUCUAGAGAAGAAGAUUAAAAUAAAAUUUCUCAAGCUUCCAACUUCCCAUCUUUUUUACGAUUUUACUUUCUUGGAAUUAAAAUGGAAUUUUCCCAAAGUUGGAAAAUAUUUUAUCGGUAUGAUUAACUAUUAAAUUUUACGAGAAAGAGCAAAGGGAGAUUUAUAUCUUUUAUUAUAGAUAUUAAAAAAUUAAAUUGCGUGUUUAACAUUUUUUCCUAAUGCUAUAACUCUCGGGCUUAUUUUCGAAACGAUCGAUCCACUUGUAGCGUAUACGAAUGGCGAAGAGCAAAACAUUCAAGCGGCUCACUCGAAUGGAGAAGUGCCGCAAUUACGUUCGCGUGUACGAAUAAGACCCGCAUUUCUCCCUUUCUCUCUAUUGUGGCGAACGAGACCGGGGCUGGUUGUCGCUGUUUGCAUUCGACAAUGCAACUGCACAACCAGACGCCGCAGCGCAAGCAAAUGCGCUCGUCGAUGGCGGGAUUCUUUCAGGAAAGACAAAUGUGAGCCUAUACUCGCAUUUGCGCUCUCUUCUCCAAGUGACACAAUGGGACGUGGUGCACGUAAUACGUUUACCGUCGACAAUACGAACGGGGAAUAUUUAUACGGGGCAAAAACGGAGUAAACCGGAGAACGAAAACGAGCGAGAUGGUUGUACAAGAGAGGAAUGAAAGAAGAAGUGCCUCUUUUUAUCUUUCAAGUGCGUUAUUGUUCAAUGUUAUUAAUAAUAAUCCUUAUAAUUAGUCAUUUGUAUACAUUAUUGUUAAGCGUUAAUUAAAAUUAAUAUUAAAUUAGA